GCCCUGGCCAUUAACAACAUCUGUGUGCUUGUGUGCUGUGUAUACCAGCAAAUAAAUUUUUUAGCGGCGGCGUAGGCAGCGCACUGCUUCUCGUUUUCUUAAUCUACAUAAAUCAUUUUGUCGUUAGUAAUUAUAUUUGUUUAUAUAUAUUUAAUGGAUGCAAGGUGCAAGAUCUAUGCGAAAUCAGAACGCAAAUGAAAAAUUGCAAUCGUUUUGUUUAAAAUUGGGACGCGUAGCAAGGAAGCACGAAUACACCGUUACCUAUGGGAGAGGAAAAGACAGAUUCUCGGGAGACAAUUGCUGGAACUUCUUUGAUCAAUCAAGCGGACGGGGACGCUGACUGCGACGGCAACAGCGACGUCAAGAGCUCGAAGAAGAAGAGCAGCAGCGGCAGCAAAAGUACAAAAAGAAGACAACCAACUGAGCAAUCUGAAAAAAUAGACAACAAUGUCAAAGAGAAUUCAAGAACAAAAACAAAUGAAACAAAAUCUGGUAGCAAAAAAAGUAACAGCACAAUUGGUAACGGAGAUGCAUUAAACGAAGUUGGCAACUCUGCUGACGAACAACAAGAACAGCAAAGUAUUGUAGAAGAGAAAGAAGAGAAGCCAGCAUUUAAAAUAAGCAUUGUGCCGCUAGAGAAACUCUUGGCACAGCCGGACAGCAGCAGCAAUAACGCUCGAUCAACACGCAACUCGGCGAACGUCAGAACGCCAAAAGCAAACUCAGACUCAAAGAUUCUCAGUGUUCGAUCGUCACGUCGCAGCCGGAACAAUAACGUUUCCAUUGUAGAGCUGAGUGACAGUGAAGACGACACGGAUGAAGAAGACAUCAUAGUGCGAAAUCCAAUACGAGCUCGUCAAACACGCACCAAUUCAACAUCCUCCAGCACCAGCUCCAAUAACAAGACGAAGAGCAAAGUGAGUGGAAAGAAGCCGCCGGUGAAUAAGAAGAGUUUGCUCAGCAAACUGCUGAUCGAUAGCGAUAGCAGCACUCUCAACGAGGAGCCAAUUAAAAGAACGCUGCGUCGUUGUGUUGUGCGCAUCCAGCGCACGAAGCUGCCUACGAAGCCGCCAGCAACAGUAGCCGAAGUCGAAGCCGAACCAGAAGUCAAAGCAUCCGAAAAAACAACAAACAAAGCAGCUGCAAAAGCAAAGACAGUCGAAACAACAGCAAGCAAGGCAGCAGCUAAAGCAAAAACAGCCGAAAAAGUAACAACAAAAGCACCGGAAGCAAAAGUCGAAGUCUCCAACGACAUCGACAACGGAAAGAAAUCGGAUUCGAAGCGAAGGAUGAGCACAGAUACAGAGAUGGAAAAAGCGAGCACUUCAAAGCGCAAUCGACGUGAGAAAAGCGCCAGUGAUAGCGACAACGAUUCUGAUUACAAAGAUGCACUAGAUGAUCAGGCGGAAUCGGAACAAGAUAGCGACGAUAAACAAAACAAAUCCGAUGUCGAAGCUGAGGCUGAAGAGGAGGCUGCUCAUAGCAGCGGCAGCGAGGUGAUGCCGCAACGCAAACGUCGCACGUUUGCGGGCAAAAAGGAUGCGGGUGGCUCUGCAAAUGAUUCAUCUGAUUUUGAACCCGAGGACAAGAAAAAUAAAAAGAAACGGAGACGAAUUAAAAAGAAUUCCAGCGGCGAAAGCGAUGACGAUGAGAAGAACAAGAACAAGCGCAAGCACAUUCGUAAAAUUAUCAAAACUAAAGACUUGGAUCUGAGCACCAAGGAGGCGGCCAAAGAGGAGGAUGAUCGACGCAAACGCAUCGAGGAGCGCCAAAAGCUCUAUAAUCGAAUUUUUGAAAAAUCUGAGAGUGUGGAAAUCAACGAGCUAGUGCUCGACUUCGACGAGGACUCCAAGAAGGCGCUACUGCAAGUGGACAAGGGUCUGCUGAAGAAGCUGAAACCCCAUCAGGUGGAUGGCGUGAAGUUCAUGUGGGAUGCUUGCUUCGAGACGCUAAAGGAGAGCGAGAAGAACUCCGGCUCCGGUUGCAUUCUGGCCCAUUGCAUGGGUCUGGGCAAGACCUUGCAGGUGGUUACCUUGUCGCACACGCUGCUCAUCAAUACGCGACGCACGGGCGUGGAACGUGUAUUGGUCAUCUCACCACUAAGCACUGUGAACAAUUGGGCGCGGGAGUUUGUGCAUUGGAUGGGAUUUGCUCAUCGACGUGACAUUGAGGUAUAUGACAUUUCCAAAUACAAGGAUAAACCGACGCGCAUCUUCAAGUUGCACGAAUGGUUCGAGGAGGGCGGCGUCUGCAUUCUGGGCUAUGAUAUGUAUCGCAUUCUGGCCAACGAGAAGGCCAAAGGAUUGCGCAAAAAGCAACGCGAGCAGCUGCAGCAGGCACUCGUUGAUCCGGGGCCAGAUCUAGUUGUUUGCGACGAGGGACAUUUGCUGAAGAACGAGAAGACUUCGAUUAGCAAAGCGGUCACCCGGAUGCGCAGCAAACGGCGCAUUGUUCUCACUGGCACGCCGCUCCAAAACAAUCUCAAAGAAUACUAUUGCAUGAUUCAGUUCGUGAAGCCCAAUCUGCUGGGCACCUACAAGGAGUAUAUGAAUCGGUUUGUCAAUCCCAUUAGCAAUGGCCAGUACACUGAUUCCACAGACCGCGAUCUGCGUCUGAUGAAGCAUCGGUCGCAUAUUCUGCACAAGCUGCUCGAGGGUUGCAUUCAACGGCGUGAUUACUCAGUGCUGGCUCCUUAUUUGCCACCCAAGCACGAAUAUGUGGUGUACACCACGUUGUCAGAGUUGCAGCAGCAGCUGUAUGGCUACUACAUGACUACGCAUCGGGAUCAGGCCAGCUCCGAUAUCUGUGGCAAGGGAGCGCGACUGUUUCAAGAUUUUCAAGACUUGCGACGCAUCUGGACGCAUCCGAUGAAUCUGCGCGUGAACAGCGACAAUGUUAUUGCUAAGCGUCUGCUCAGCAACGAUGACUCCGAUGAAAUGGAAGGUUUCAUAUGUGACGAAUCCGAGGAGGAGGACGCCGCUUCGAAUUCAUCGGACAGCGGCGAGUCCUUUAAGUCGGAUGCUAGCUUAACGCUUGUUUCAAACGAUGCCGCUGGCGGCAGCAAAGUCAAGAGUCGUAAGACCCGCAAUGGUGUACGCUCUGGUAUGGUGGAUAGCGAUUCGGAUGUGGAGCUGCUGAGCGGACCAGCUGUGCAGAAGGAUGAUCCAUCCGAGUGGUGGAAGCCAUUUGUCGAGGAGAAAGAGUUGAACAACGUUAAUCAUUCCCCCAAGCUACUCAUCCUAUUGCGAUUGUUGCAACAGUGCGAGGCCAUCGGUGACAAGCUGUUGGUCUUCUCGCAGUCCCUGCAAUCUCUCGAUGUCAUCGAGCAUUUUCUCUCUCUGGUGGAUAGCAACACCAAGGGCUACGAGUUUGAGGGCGAUGUGGGUAACUUUAAGGGCUGCUGGUCACCUGGCGAGGAUUACUUUCGUUUGGACGGAUCAUGCAGCGUGGAACAGCGUGAAGCCAUGUGUAAGAAGUUCAACAAUGCAACCAACUUACGUGCACGUCUCUUUCUCAUUUCGACACGUGCUGGCGGAUUGGGUAUUAAUCUAGUGGCUGCCAAUCGUGUGGUCAUCUUUGAUGUCUCCUGGAAUCCCUCACAUGACACUCAGAGCAUCUUUCGUGUGUAUCGCUUCGGUCAGGUGAAGCCCUGUUACAUUUAUCGUUUGAUUGCCAUGGGCACAAUGGAGCAGAAGGUCUACGAACGUCAGGUGGCCAAGCAGGCAACGGCUAAGCGUGUGAUCGAUGAGCAGCAAAUCUCUAGGCAUUACAAUCAAACGGAUCUAAUGGAAUUGUACACGUAUGAGCUGAAGCCGAGCGUUGAACGAGAAAUGCCUUUGCUGCCCAAAGAUCGUUUGUUUGCCGAACUGCUGACAGAGCAUGAGAAUCUGAUAUUUAAGUACCACGAGCACGACUCGUUGCUCGAACAGGAGGAGCACGAGAAUCUGACCGAAGAGGAGCGCAAGUCCGCUUGGGCCGAGUACGAGGCAGAGAAGACGCGUGCCGUCCAAGCAUCUCAGUACAUGAGCUACGAUCGUAACGCCUUUGGAGCGACGGUAGCCAGUCAGUUUGGUAAUGCGUCUGGCAGUGUGACCUCCAAUAAGAUCUUUGGCUUUCGCUCCGAUAUUCUGCUGCAGUUGCUAAACAUGAAGAUAUCCAAAGACCAUCCGGAAUUAACUCAGAAUCAGGUUAUACAGCUAGUGCCUAGCUAUCUGCAGCAACUGUACAAUGAGAUGAACAAUGGAGAUCCGACCAUGUACAAGGACCUGCUGCAGCUGCACACGCACAUCGUGCAUCCCAGCGGCAUGUACAUGAAUCCAUUGCUUUAUGCCAAUCAGCAUCCAUCGGCAGCGGGCUACAAUCAAGGCACUGGACAAGCAGUUGAUGGAGCUGCUGCUGCGCCAAACGCAGCAAAUGCAACGGGUUUUGAGGCGGACAAGGUAUACGAAAUUGAUUAGAUGUCGGAAAUCAGAGGAAUAUACAAUGAUGAUGCGCACACUGAUUGAGUUUGGAUGGAUAACAAAAGCGAUUACUUCAUUUACACACAUGUGUGGUUUUUUUUUUCGAUUUCGAUUUAAUGUUAGUUAAUGGAUAUCUUUUCAUUGGAAACCUAAAUCGAGUCGCGCGAACUCCCUUUGUUUUCU
Messenger RNA from Drosophila nasuta, 4643 nucleotides. RefSeq names its product ATRX chromatin remodeler XNP (gene XNP). The transcript has 4 exons. The coding region runs from base 264 to 4457 and encodes 1397 amino acids. Lineage: Eukaryota; Metazoa; Arthropoda; Insecta; Diptera; Drosophilidae. Gene Ontology annotation, molecular function: ATP hydrolysis activity; ATP binding. The record is from RefSeq and is a predicted model, not a curated record. Gene Ontology annotation, cellular component: nucleus.